CUUAGCGUCCCUUACGAAAUUUCCUCAAAGUUUCCUAAAAGUUAUAACUUACAAAAUAGCUAAAAGGAAUUAGGAAAAAUAAAAUAAAAAUCGCUGAAGACUUAAAUUAUUUGUUCUCUCGUUUCGAGUCUUUACAAGGGAACUACUCGCAUAUGAUAAUAUAGCUCUAACCAAAGCCACAGCUGAUAUCACACACACUGAAGCUUUGUAAGUUUCCAAUGGCUUCCAUAACCUCUGAAAUAGCUUCUUCUUCUUCAUUGCCCAAAUGGGAGUAUGAUGUUUUUCUUAGUUUCAGAGGCGAGGACACCCGUAAUAGCUUCACAGACCAUCUAUAUGCUGCUUUGGAUCAAAAAGGAAUUAAAACCUUUAGAGAUGAUGAAAGACUUGAGAGAGGAAAACCCAUUUCCAUGGAGCUCUUGAAUGCUAUAGAAAAGUCAAAAUUUGCAAUCAUUAUUCUAUCAAGAAAUUAUGCAUCUUCGUCUUGGUGCUUAGAUGAACUUGUAAAGAUUGUUGAGUGCAAGGAAGAUACUAGGCUAACAAUUUUGCCUGUUUUUUAUGGUGUGGAUCCCUCUGAUGUACGAAAUCAAAGGGACAGUUUUGCAGAGGCCUUUGCUAAACAUGAAGUACUUAUCAAGAACAAAGAGAAGUUGCAAUUGUGGAGAGCUGCUUUGACUCAAGUUGCCAAUCUCUCGGGAUGGGAUACACGGAAUAAGAAGGAGUCAACAAUUAUUGAGGAGAUUGCCAGAAAAUUAAUUGGUGACUUGCAUUAUUCAUACUCAGGUGUUCAUGAGGAUCUUGUUGGAAUACAAUCUCGUGUGGAGGAAAUGGAGAAUUUAUAUUUAAGCAUGGGAUUGAAUGAUGUUCUCUUUAUAGGGAUUUGGGGAAUGGGUGGAAUCGGUAAAACAACUAUUGCACAAGUUCUAUAUGAUAGAAUCCGUUAUCAUUUUGCUGGCAGUAGUUUUCUUGCAAAUGUUAGAGAAAAAAGUGGAAAUGGUGGUCUAGUUACUUUACAGAAACAACUUCUUUCUGAUAUCUUGUUUGAAAAAAAUAUUGAUAUUUGGGAUGUUCAGUGGGGAAUCAAUUUGAUAAGGAAUAGAUUAUGUCAUAAAAGGGUUCUUGUCAUUCUUGAUGAUGUGGAUCAACCUGAACAAUUAAAAGCUUUAGCAGGCAAGCGAAGUUGGUUUGGUCUAGGGAGUAUGAUCAUUAUAAUAAGUAGGGAUCAACAUUUGUUAAUUAGACAUGAAGUGGCUAAACAAAAAAUAUACAAGGCUAAGAUAUUGAAUAAUGAUGAAGCUCUUAAGCUUUUUAGUCUGAAAGCCUUCAAGCAGGACAAUCCUUUAGAAGGUUAUGAGGUGCUAUCUAAAAAAUUUAUACGUUAUGCUCAAGGCCUUCCAUUAGCACUUGAAGUUUUGGGCUCCUUCAUGUUUCGCAGAAAUCUAGAUGCUUGGGAAUCUGUACUAGGUAGACUAAAUGAAAGUCCGGAAAGGAAAAUCCUGGAUGUGCUCCAAAUAAGUUUUGAUGGCCUAAAGAUAACAGAGCAAAAAAUAUUUUUGGAUAUUGCUUGUUUCUUCAAAGGAAUGGCUAAAUAUCAUGUAGCAAAUAUACUACAAACUCUCCAUUACAAGCCAUACAUUGAUAUAGAUGUUCUUGUAGAAAAAUCUCUUAUAACCAUCUCAGCUGAUGGAAUGUUGUGGAUGCAUGAUUUACUACAAGAAUUGGGUAAGGACAUUGUUCGUUGUGAAUCUCCUAAUGAGCCUGGUGAACGUAGUAGGUUGUGGUUGAAGGAGGAUGCCCUUCAUCUACUAAUAAAUAGUUCAGUAAGUUGA
This is a messenger RNA of Quercus robur (English oak), 1826 nucleotides long. RefSeq names its product TMV resistance protein N-like. Gene Ontology annotation, molecular function: ADP binding. Bases 219 to 1826 code for a protein of 535 amino acids. The transcript has 2 exons. Lineage: Eukaryota; Viridiplantae; Streptophyta; Magnoliopsida; Fagales; Fagaceae. The record is from RefSeq and is a predicted model, not a curated record. Gene Ontology annotation, biological process: signal transduction; defense response.